AUGCAGGAAUUUGAUGCUACAGAUCAUCAGCACGUCCGCUACAACCCCCUGAAGGACGAAUGGGUUCUGGUCUCUCCUCAUAGAUGCAAGAGGCCGUGGAGUGGUCAGACAGAACAGCCGCCGGAGGAGCAGGCACCGGAUCCAAACAAUCCUCUGAGAGCUGGUGCUGUUAGGGCUAAUGGGAAGAAAAACCCAAUAUACACAUCGACCUAUGUGUUUCCAAACGACUUUCCGGCACUUUUGGAGCGGGUACCAGAACCGCCUGCAUCCACCAAUCCACUUUUCGUGUCGUCACAAGCUAGGGGGACUUGCAGGGUAAUGUGCUUUCACCCUGAUUCGUCCAUGACUAUACCCCUCAUGUCUGUGGAAGAAAUAAUGGCAGUUAUUGAAGAAUGGAUUAAUCAAUUGAAAGAGCUGGGUCGUCGCUACACUUGGGUGCAGAUAUUCGAGAACAAGGGCGCGGUCAUGGGCUGUUCGAAUCCACAUCCACAUUGCCAGAUUUGGGCGUCCAGCUUCCUACCCAACGAGCCCAGGGUCAAAGACAGAUGUCAAAGGGCAUAUUACGAAAAGCACGAGAAAGCCAUGUUGGUGGCCUACGUGGAGCAAGAACUAUUAAAGAAGGAACGAAUCGUGCUACAGAAUAACGAGUGGGUGGCACUAGUACCGUAUUGGGCGUCUUGGCCUUACGAAACCAUGCUACUACCCCUAAAGGGGCACCCCCAGCGAAUGACAGACUUGAACGACGACCAAAAGAUGGCUCUAGCUGAAAUCAUGAAGCAAUUAAACACGAAAUACGACAAUUUGUUUAACUGCAGCUUUCCGUAUAGCAUGGGAUGGCAUGGAGCUCCGACAGGCCCAGACGCAAAACCCGGUGACUCCCCACACUGGCUGUUCCAUGGGGUCUACCUCCCGCCGCUCUUACGUUCCGCUACCGUCAAGAAAUUUAUGGUUGGAUACGAAAUGCUGGCUCAGCCCCAAAGAGAUCUGACUCCGGAACAGGCCGCUGAGAAACUCCGUCAGUGCGAUCACUUAGUGCACUAUAGAAAUAAGAAAUAA
Leptosia nina is the source of this 1056-nucleotide messenger RNA. The record is from the annotation of a GenBank genome assembly. Lineage: Eukaryota; Metazoa; Arthropoda; Insecta; Lepidoptera; Pieridae.